AUGUGUGGAAGCGUUUUUGAAAGCAAAAACGGUAAGUAAAACCCGCUAAAACCAUGUAUCGCUGAGAGUCUUGAAUCACAAAUUCAAGAUGUAAAAAUGGCUCAAAAUGUUAUAAAGCAGGCGAAAAAAUAAUAUGUUUUCAGAUAUUUUGUCAUAAAUGGAUUGAGAUUUUCUUAAAACUGAAUUAUUGUUUAAGAGAUUAGGUUUACCGACGUUAGUCCUAGAAACAAAGUCAGAAAAAACUUGGUUUCAUUUCACAGCAAUAAUUUUUUUUAAAACAAGUAUAGGUAUAGCGCUAUUAUAUGUAAUACUGACCAUUUUCGCUGAAAAAACUUUUGCGACAGGAGCGAGAUUACAAUAUUGCAAAUAAGCUUAUGAGUAUUUCAGUUUUCAUUUUCCGCGAUUAUUUUUAGUCUAGUAUCAGCGAUGACUAUUUUAACCAUAUAUAUUUUUCAGACCAUGUAUUAGUUGGUAAUAUCAUUAACACUUCAGUCGUUGCUGAUGAGUUUGAAUGUCACCAAAAAUGCCUCGGACAUAUCAGCUGCAGGUCAUUUAAUGUUCAUCCUGGUGGAGAUAUUACAAAACACGUUUGUGAGCUGAACAACAAAACACGGCAAAUGAAGUCGGUUGAUUUUAUAGAGAAGAGCGGAUCCUCAUUUUACGGACAAGUGAAGGUCAGGUCACCAGGAGACUAAACUGAACUUGGCGUUGUCAUUUUUAGGUUUAUAUCGGAGAUGAUUAUGCUCAAAGACUUUAACACUAAGGUUUAGAUAAUCCUCUGAAACUUAGUUUUGACCACAAAUUAUUUGCCUGAUUCCAUAAUUCUUCCGUUUUCUAGAUUGAAAGCCAUUAUUUCCCUCGAGAAACGUCUCAUCACAAUGUUUUGAUUUGUCCAAUUAAAAAGCAUUUCUGCUUAUCAUACAUUUCCAAUCUCUUGCAGUCAGAUCCUCAAUCACCUUCAGUGCACCUUAUCAAAUUUUUAAUUUGAUUCUAAUCAAUUCAACUCUGUUUCUUUUUUUUCGCGCUGUAAACAACUGAUGUUUUCGCCGUCUGUGAAAUAUGAGUCAUACUUUCAAAAGUUUGGAAUUUCGAACAAUGGCAGGAAAACUUAAUUGUUUUACAUCUUAGCAGCAGUGGUUUGAAAAAACAGGCUCACUGUACAUUGAUAUGGAUGAAUGUAUGUAUUAAUAUAAAAUAAAACAAUGAAUAUAACUGAAAAGUUAAUACCUAGUUUUCAUCAAGGUCAGAAGAUAUCACCAUAUUUUUUAUUGUCUUUGUGUAACACAGGUGUCCUGUGUUCCUGUUUCUCACGACAAAAAUAAACCAACCAGCAGCGGUCAGUGUCACCCUGGAUACGAAGGAAAACGAUGCGAGAGGAGUGAGUAACGUUUGGCUUCUUAAUUGAUGUGUUUUCUUUUAUUUGUUAGGGCUUCUUUUAUUGAUUUACUAUUUUUUUGCCACUGAUACAAGUUAAAAACAUGCGUAAAAUUAAGAAAAAGAUGAGACAAAGGGGCCCAAAGGAAGCUAAUAAGGCUUAUGAAUAGGACUACCUUUAAAAAUAUACUUAUUAAUAAAUAAAAUACUGACAUCGGCAAGACAAUAAGCACAUAUAAUUGCUUUAGAACAAAGAAAAUAAUCAUUAAAUAGGAUAAAAAUACAUAAGGCUGAACGCGUAAGUACAAAAACGAAAAAGAAAAUGCAGGAAUAUACGAGAAACAAAAAGGGAAAGAAGCGAAGAAAUACAUACAAGCAAUGAGAGAACUAAAAGUGUCCUUAUACCACGAAAAAUGACUUAAGUUUAGAAUUGAACAAAGCAGCACUAGAGGCAUCCUGACUUUCAGAGCUAAGGGAAUUAAAUAUUUUGGGCCCUUGAAAAUGAAGUGAAAAUUUCCUUACAUUUGUCCUGCAGUAGGGCAAACGGAAGGAAUUCUUACUUCUAGUGUUGAACGAACGUACGUCACAGUUAAGUAAAAAACAUGUCGUUGAAACCAUCGGGAAGAAGGCCGUUUAUGUAAAGAUACAUAACUUCUCCUAUUUGGAGUUAGAGUCACCUAUAUUUAGGCUUGAACCUUUUGAAAUGAUAUUUAUGAAGCUUUGAAAGAUAGUUUAACCCUUGAAUUGAUUAUUUUUAACUCAACCACUCUCCCUUAGUGUGUUCAUGUCCACACUCGUUAUUUCACUUGAAUAUUUAGGGUUUUUAGCCAAUAAGGGACCGGUCAUUAUUUAUCGUCGGGGGUGGGGGGGCGAGGAUUUUGGGGGAUUGCGUGAUUUUAGGAGAACCCAACAGGGGAAUCACUGAAAACGUUGGAAGAUGGAUUCAGAGGAGGACCACUCAAAUUUGCCUGGAGAAUGAAGACAUCGGGGGAAUGGCGAAAGUUAUCAAAUGUUAUUAAGGGGAUCACUUUAGUCAGGAGCCGAUUUUAGUAAAGUAACAUUCAAAGCGGGGAACAGCUAAAUUUCACCUUGUUUAACUCAAAUCCUCCGCCCCCAGGCGAUAAAUAAUGGCCGGUCCCCUAACUUUCCAGUACGUGCUCGCGUGUAAGAUUAACUUUGUUCGUACCUCUCCAGCUUUUUGGCUCUUCGUUCGCUGUUUUCGUUUUUUUCGUAAGUCUGCAUUUUAUUUGAGAUAAAAUCAAACAUUUAUUGGAAUCUGCGUAGGAUUCAUGGACGUAGAGUCUGUUUUUGCUAAGAAUGAAGGAUAGAGAGAGAAACAGGGUCUGUGUUAUUUUAUGUUACAGUAAACACGGCUGGUAUUCACGUAAACCUGCUCAUUCGUGUAAGAAGAUCCGGGACUCUGGUGAUUCCAAAGGAGACGGAAGGUACUGGAUCGACGCUGAGAACAGUGGAAACCUCUUAAUGUUUACUGUGACAUGA
Porites lobata is the source of this 2874-nucleotide messenger RNA. The record is from the annotation of a GenBank genome assembly. NCBI's taxonomy places the organism in Eukaryota, Metazoa, Cnidaria, Anthozoa, Scleractinia, Poritidae.